UUUUGUUUUCCCCGACUGUAGGGGUUUUAGUGGAAGCGGUGGUUUGUCAGGAUGAGUUUUCUGCUGCCCAAACUGACCUGUAAGAGGGAGGUGGAUCAGGCAAUAAAAACCGUGGCUGAGAAGGUUUUGGUUCUCCGGUUUGGAAAAGAUAACGAUGCUGUUUGUCUGCAGCUCGAUGAUAUUCUUGCAAAGACUGCUCAUGACCUAAGCAAAAUGGCAGUCAUUUACCUGGUGGACGUGAACAGGGUUCCAGUGUACACCCAGUAUUUUGACAUCAGUUAUAUUCCAUCUACUGUAUUUUUCUUCAAUGGACAACACAUGAAGGUUGAUUAUGGGUCUCCAGAUCAUACCAAAUUUGUAGGAAGCUUCAAAACAAAGCAAGACUUUAUAGAUCUCAUUGAAGUGAUUUACCGUGGAGCAAUGCGUGGAAAGCUCAUUGUGAGAAGUCCCAUUGAUCCCAAUAACAUUCCUAAAUACGACCUUCUCUACCAAGGAAUUUAAUGGGUUGACCUGAGAUAAGGAAUUCUGGAAAUGGCCGAUGUUCUAGAUCCCUUUUUUUUUCCUUCUUCAAGCAUUUUUAGCCACUUCUGAGACCGUGGGACAGUUUGAGCAUUUAUGUUGAAGGAUCAUAUUGGUCUCCUUCUGAAGACAGACAUUCUGUCACCUCGUACUUCUCUUGUAAAUAAAGCUACAUGUUCACACACAGAAUUCACGUGACUGUUCUUUGAGUU
Molecule: messenger RNA, 731 nt
Organism: Leptosomus discolor (cuckoo roller)
Lineage: Eukaryota; Metazoa; Chordata; Aves; Leptosomiformes; Leptosomidae
Gene: TXNL4B
Product: thioredoxin like 4B
Biological process (GO): mRNA splicing, via spliceosome
Cellular component (GO): U4/U6 x U5 tri-snRNP complex; U5 snRNP; spliceosomal complex
Source: RefSeq, a predicted model, not a curated record